This is a messenger RNA of Epithele typhae, 3117 nucleotides long. RefSeq names its product heavy metal translocatin. The record is from RefSeq and is a predicted model, not a curated record. Gene Ontology annotation, molecular function: copper ion binding; ATP hydrolysis activity; P-type divalent copper transporter activity. Gene Ontology annotation, cellular component: membrane. The transcript has 8 exons. NCBI's taxonomy places the organism in Eukaryota, Fungi, Basidiomycota, Agaricomycetes, Polyporales, Epitheliaceae. Gene Ontology annotation, biological process: copper ion homeostasis; monoatomic cation transport. Bases 1 to 3117 code for a protein of 1038 amino acids.
AUGACUUGCUCAUCGUGUUCCAACUCAAUUUCGGCGGGUCUAUCGGAAAUUCCAGGAGUCUCCGACAUUGCUAUCAAUCUCCUCAGUAAUUCCGCCACCCUGGUGGGGUCUAGCCCCGACAUCAUCCCCACGAUUCUUUCCACUAUUGACAACCUAGGUUACACGGCUGAAGUCGUGAGCACAGAGCCUCUGUCUGGGUCAACGGCCAAGGCCACCAAGAUCUAUUCUGAGAAGGCCUUCGUUGAGCUGUCCGUGGGCGGCAUGACUUGUGCGUCCUGCGUGAACACCGUUACAGGCAUUUUGUCGGAGAUAUCUGGAGUCUCCGAAGUUUCAGUCAGUCUCAUCGGAAGAUCGGCGACAGCGCUGAUCGAACGACGUGACCUCGCCUCGAAACUUGCAGAAGCCAUCAACGACGCCGGAUAUGAGGCCGAGGUCAUUGAGGUUCGCCCCGUUGAUGCCGACGAGGUCACGGGACCGCGUUCCGUGUCUCUGCGCGUCGGCGGCAUGUUCUGCUCGCACUGCCCCGGCAGGGUAAUGAAGGCCCUCAGUGCCCUGGAACCGUCGGUCACGAUAAACAAGGCUUUGGCGACAUACACAGACCCCAUUCUUUCCGUCGAAUACACCCCGUCGCCUCCGAGCCUCACAAUCCGCACUAUCGUCGCCGCAAUCGCCAACGCUGGGGAGAAGCCGGGAUCUUUCACAGCCACCAUCUACCAGCCUCCAUCGCUGGAGGAUCGGGCUCGCUUUAUGCAACGGCGCGAACAACGUCACCUACUCAGCCGGCUGCUUUUCUCCGUCGUCGCGGCCGUUCCCACCUUCAUCCUCGGUAUCGUCUACAUGACGCUCGUUUCCCCCGACAACUCCGUCCGUCAGUGGCUGGAAGAGCCUCUCUGGACCGGGAAUGUGUCUCGCGCCGAGUGGGCGCUGUUUUUCAUGGCGACCCCGGUCAUGUUCUAUAGCGCGGGUACGUUCCACAGACGCAGCCUCAAGGAGAUCUACGCCUUGUGGCGUCAGGGAAGCCGCGUUCCGGUUUGGAGGCGUUUUGUGAGAUUUGGAAGUAUGAACCUCCUGGUUUCCACUGGAGUUAGUGUGGCGUACUUUGCGUCCAUAGCGCUCCUCGCGCUCGCGGCGGUGCAAGAGCCCUCAUCUUCUGGGAUGGGGGAUACGACUACAUACUUUGACUCGGUCGUGCUCUUGACGAUGUUCCUUCUGGCCGGACGAUACCUUGAAAGCUACAGCAAAGGUCGCACUGCGGAUGCCAUCACUGCCCUCGGCAGGCUGCGCCCAACGACCGCCCUCCUUGUCGUGGACAAAUCUGUCGCAUCAUCAUCAGAGCUGUCGCGCGCCUCAACGAUCGAGGGCGCCGACCCAGAAAAGGGCGACACUCAGGCGGAAGAACUUAACGUUACUGCUAAGCCAGGAACCAAGGUUGAGCGCAUCGGCGCAGAGCUCCUUGAAGUCGGCGACAUCGUGCGCGUACUAAACGGAGCGAGCCCACCGGCCGACGGAACAGUCAUCUCCGGAGAAGGCGGUGCGUUCGACGAAAGCUCCCUCACCGGCGAGUCGCGCCUCGUCAAGAAGCAGCUCGGCGACCAGGUGUUCUUGGGCACCAUCAACAAGGCUGGCGUCGUAGACGUGCGCGUCGACGAGAUCGGGGGACAAACGAUGCUGGACCACGUCGUGAAGGUUGUCCGCGAAGGUCAAUCGCGCCGCGCCCCCAUCGAGCGCGUCGUCGACCUCGUCACCGGCUACUUCGUCCCCGUCGUCACCCUCCUCGCGAUCGCCACCUGGGUCAUCUGGCUCAGCCUCGGUCUCAGCGGCGCGCUCCCGCCCGACUACCUCGACAUCGAAGUCGGCGGCUGGCCCGUAUGGUCGCUCGAGUUCGCGAUCGCCGUCUUCGUCGUCGCCUGCCCGUGCGGCAUCGGCCUCGCCGCGCCCACCGCGCUCCUCGUCGGCUCCGGGCUCGCCGCGCGCUUCGGCAUCCUCGCCCGCGGUGGCGGCGAGGCCUUCCAGGAGGCCGCGCAGCUCGACGUCGUCGUUUUCGACAAGACCGGCACGCUCACCGAGGGCGGCGCGCCGCAGGUCACGGACGCGGACGUCACGCCCGCGUUCGGCCUGAAGAAGGAAGAGGUGCUGGGCAUCGCGAUGGAGAUCGAGGGCGCGAGCUCGCACCCGCUCGCGACGGCCUUGCGCGCGUACUGCGCGGCGCACGGCGCCCGCGCGGUUGUCACGGCCGGCGUGGAGGAAACUGCAGGGCGGGGGCUGAAGGGGACGUGCGCGGAGCUGGGCGCGACGGCGGUCGUCGGCAACGAGGCGUGGAUGGAGGAGCACGGGGCGCGGGUGGACGGGCGGGUUGCGGACCUGCUGUUCGCGUGGAAGUCGGAGGGCAAGAGCGUUGUGCUCCUUGCCGUGAAACGUGCGGAGGAAGGCGAUGAGGCGUUCGUGGUCGUCGCGGUCUUCGCUGUUGCGGACAAGGUUCGCCCCGAAGCCAAGGAAGUGAUCGCGCGCCUGCAGGCGCAAGGCCUUGGGACGUGGAUGAUCUCGGGCGACAACACUAUCACCGCCAAAGCUGUUGCGCGCGGGGUCGGUAUUCCGGAGACAAACGUCAUCGCUGAAGUCCUCCCUCACCAGAAGGCCGAGCAGAUCCAAAACCUCCAGCGUGUGGGGCAGAAACGCCCCCUUAGCAAGGUGGCCCGUCUCCUGGGCCGGCGUCGCCUCAACGAACGGUGCAUCGUCGCAAUGGUGGGCGACGGGAUCAACGACGCACCCGCUCUCGCUGCCGCGGACGUCGGAAUUGCGAUCGGUUCGGGGAGCGACGUCGCGAUCUCGAGCGCGGCGUUCAUCCUGGUGUCCUCGAACUUGCGGGGCCUGUUGACACUCACGGAUCUGUCGCGCGUCGUGUUUAACCGCGUGAAGUUUAACUUCAUGUGGGCUUCAGUUUACAACUUGGUCGCUCUGCCCAUCGCAGCCGGUGUUGUAUACCCGGCUGGACAUGCAAGGCUCUCUCCUGUGUGGGCGUCCUUGGCUAUGGCGCUUUCGUCCGUUUCCGUUGUUUGCAGCUCCCUCUUGCUUCGCCUCUAUCGGGAGCCCAAGAUCGCUACCCCUCAUCACGAUUAG